AUGGUCUCCAACUCCAACGAUGAAAAUAAUCGUGGGAGAUUUAUUAAAGAUGCAGACCUCAGUUUGGAAGAUGGUGCAUUUAAAUGUUUUCUUGAAGAUUGUAUGCAAUCAACUGAUUACAGUGACCAGGAAAUCAAAUACAUCGUUUACGACUGUUCCGACGCUUGGGAAGGGGAUUGCGGAGGCUGGUCAGAUAGAAUUGCUGGUAUUCUGACCACCUUUAUUAUAUCCAUACUAGCAAAACGACGUUUUCUUAUCAACUUUGACAAACCUUGCAGCCUUAAUGAAUAUUUCAUUCCAGCUUACUUUGACUGGCAAUACGAUCCUUCUAUACUUUGGAAUAAAACAAGUUCAUAUCACAAACUACGUAAUAAUAAUUACAAACAAAUAGAAAAAUAUAUGUUUAGGAAUGAAGAUAUAAAUACCUUUUUCCAUGACGAUGUCAUUUUUCUUCGUAUGAACUGGGAUUUUAUAAAGGACUUCAGAACGAGACCAAAUAUUGGAAAUGUUGUUCCAUGGAUCGCAAGAUAUCACCAAGCUGAUAUAUACAAACAUUUUGUAGAUGUUUUCUUUAAACUUUCACCAAGCUCUCUUAAUGCUUUAGAUAAACAAUAUCGAGCAAACCGGAUACGAAACAAACUAGCAUGUGCCCAUGUACGUUAUGGGAAUAACCCAAAUAUGCCACGAGACAACAAACGACCAGAACUGCCAUUGGAUGUUUUGUGGAGAUAUUUUGACAAAUUAAACAAAGACGAGUAUGACCUGUUUGUUGCUUCUGACACGGAUAAUGUAAAAGCUUUGGCACGGGAACGCUAUCCUGCAAAUAUCAUAGACACUCCUGGAAAUAUAACACAUAUUGACCAACCUCAUCUAAACGAUCAACGCGAAGGGUUUGUGAAACAAUUACUCGAUUUCUAUACAUUAGUCAGUUGUGAUAUACUCAUUAUUCCGUCUAGUGGAUUUAGCAUAUUAGCUGCGUUUGUCCGUAACACAGACUCUGGACUGUAUUGUUGGCGAGGACAGGACUUUCUGCCGUGUUCUAGGUACACUAUCGGUGAUAUAUUCCCCGUGGGUAAAUAUGGAAUUAAACCAAAGACAUAUAGGAAUUAG
Molecule: messenger RNA, 1110 nt
Organism: Ylistrum balloti
Lineage: Eukaryota; Metazoa; Mollusca; Bivalvia; Pectinida; Pectinidae
Exons: 1
Coding region: 1-1110 (369 amino acids)
Source: RefSeq, a predicted model, not a curated record